Molecule: messenger RNA, 726 nt
Organism: Aspergillus uvarum CBS 121591
Lineage: Eukaryota; Fungi; Ascomycota; Eurotiomycetes; Eurotiales; Aspergillaceae
Product: putative 26S proteasome non-ATPase regulatory subunit Nas2
Exons: 4
Coding region: 1-726 (241 amino acids)
Biological process (GO): proteasome regulatory particle assembly
Cellular component (GO): nucleus; cytoplasm
Molecular function (GO): protein binding
Source: RefSeq, a predicted model, not a curated record
AUGGACAACAACAAUAAUAUCCAUGCUCCUACAGUCGCCUCCGGACCUACGUCCGGAGAGGCUCCUGCUCGCGACCUGUCCAAGCUCGGUGUAGUCGAUCUCAUGCAAGAGAAAGAACGCAUCGAAGCGGAACUCUCAGCUCUUAGCAGCGUGCUCAGCUCUCACGGCGUUCACAUGAAUACCUCUUUGACGACGUUCGAUGGCUACCCCCGAGACGACAUAGAUGUCGCCCAAAUACGUACCACCCGAGCGCGCAUCAUCAGACUACGAACGGAUCAUAAAGAAGCCAUGUCGCUUCUCGAGAAGGGGAUACAUGAACAUUUCGCGAGCCUGCAGCGUGCGCAGGCUACUGCGCCAUCCGGAGGCAAUAUCAAUAACAUGCAAGCUGCACCGGCCAGUGCAGCCGCCAGUGAUGCUGCAGGGAACGAAGCCGCCGGGGUUCCUUUUGCGAAAGUCAACAGUGUUGUUCCUGGAAGCCCUGCAGACCAAGCCGGUCUCAAGGCUGGCGAUACUGUACGGAACUUUGGAAAUGUGAACUGGUUGAACCACGAACGCUUGUCGAAAGUUGCUCAGGUUGUCCAGCAAAACGAGGGGCGCCCGGUGGCGGUCAUCAUCACCAGAAAGGAUACAGACUCAGCCAACAACUUUGAGCUCAGCCUGACGCUCAUUCCUCGCCGUGAUUGGGGUGGCCGUGGUCUGCUAGGUUGUCAUCUAGUUCCUCUAUGA